AUGCUUUGGCUCUCUUGGUUGACGUUAGCCACGGCGGUGGUGGCGUGGUCGCCCACCAACAGUUACGCCCCGGGCAAAAUGGACUGUCCCACCUCGAAGGACAUCAUCCGUGAAGCCAACCAGCUCCGGCCCGACGAGGCGGACUGGGUCUCCGAAAGACACAAGAACACCGACCAAGAGCUCUUGGAGUUCUUGAAGCGCGCCAACAUGUCCGACUUCGACCCCGAGGACUUUUUGAAAAACAAGGCCAACCGGUCGUUGACCAUCGGUCUUGCGUUCUCCGGUGGGGGUUACCGGGCCAUGCUUGCUGGCGCCGGCGAGUUGCUGGCGUUGGACAGCCGCACCACCAACGCUAAUGACAAGGGGUUGGGGGGCUUGUUGCAGCUGGCCACCUACAUCACCGGUUUAUCCGGGGGUAACUGGAUGGUGGGGUCGUUGGUGCUCAACAACUGGACGUCGGUGCAAGACAUCGUCGACAACAAGAAGCAGAUCUGGGACAUCUCCCACUCCAUCAUCAACAUCGGCGGCUGGAACCCCAUCAAAAUGACCAAGUACUUCACCUCGCUCAACCUGGACCUCGACGACAAGGAAAACGCCGGCUUCAACACCUCGUUCACCGACGUGUGGGGGCGUGCGCUCUCGUGGCAAUUCUUUGACGAUGACGACCACGGUGCUGCCGUCACCUGGUCGGGCAUCCAGGACCUGGACCCGUUCAAGAACCACGAAAUGCCUUUCCCCAUCGUCGUCGCCGACGGCAGAACCCCCGGCACCUACAUCAUCUCGGAAAACUCGACCGUGUUCGAAUUCUCUCCUUACGAAUUGGGGUCGUGGGACCCUUCGCUUUACCAGUUCGUCGACGUUAAGUACUUGGGUUCCAACACCACCAACGGUUCCAUCGAGGGCGACUGUAUUGGCGGCUUCGAUAACGGUGGGUUCGUCAUGGGGACCUCGUCGUCGUUGUUCAACCAGUUUAUCCUUCAGCUCAACACCACUGAUCUUCCCGACAUCGUCAAGCUGAUCGCCAACAAGUACUUGCUGAAGUGGUCGAGAAAGGACGAAGACAUUGCCGUGUACAGCCCCAACCCUUUCUACAAGACCAACAAGGGUACCGUGGGUUCGAUUGCCCAGAACGAAACUCUUUACCUCUGUGACGGGGGUGAAGAUGGUCAAAACGUCCCCUUGCACCCGUUGAUCCAACCUCAAAGAAAGCUCGACGUUAUCUUUGCUUACGACAACUCGGCUGACACCAACGACCUGUGGCCCGAUGGGACGUCGUUGAUCAAGACCUACCAAAGAAUGAACUCCUCGCAAGGUAACGGGACCGUGUUCCCCCCCGUGCCCGACGCCAAGUCGUUCAUCAACUUGAACUUGACUGCUCGUCCCGCUUUCUUCGGCUGUGACGCCAAGAACUUGUCCAACUUGUUCACCAACAACAAGCAACCCAACUAUACCGAGACCGACGUGCCCCUCAUUGUCUACACCGCCAACCGUCCCUUCUCGUUCUCGUCGAACACCUCGACCUUUGACUUGAAGUACGACGUCGACAAGCGGAACUCGAUGAUCCGGAACGGGUUCGAAGUUGCCUCGCGUAACAACUUGACCUUGGACUCGGAAUGGCCCGCCUGUGUCGGUUGUGCCAUCAUUCGUCGUGAACAAGAAAGACAAGGCAUCGAACAAUCGGAACAGUGUAAGAAGUGUUUCGAGCAAUACUGCUGGAACGGAUCGUUCGAUGAUAAGGAACCCGACCAAUACUUCUCGCCCACCGGUACCACCAACGAAGCCAGCUCGGCCCAACCCACUAAGCCUAAAAAGGGUGCCGCCGCUGCUCUCGCCAACCCCUUGGACACUCUCCUCUGGGCGGUGAUGGGUGUUGCCCUCUGGUGGUUGUAA
Molecule: messenger RNA, 1890 nt
Organism: Diutina rugosa
Lineage: Eukaryota; Fungi; Ascomycota; Pichiomycetes; Serinales; Debaryomycetaceae
Gene: PLB3
Product: lysophospholipase
Exons: 1
Coding region: 1-1890 (629 amino acids)
Biological process (GO): glycerophospholipid catabolic process
Cellular component (GO): intracellular membrane-bounded organelle; plasma membrane; cytosol
Molecular function (GO): A2-type glycerophospholipase activity
Source: RefSeq, a predicted model, not a curated record